This is a messenger RNA of Sorghum bicolor (sorghum), 1137 nucleotides long. RefSeq names its product thiol:disulfide interchange protein TxlA. The transcript has 2 exons. Lineage: Eukaryota; Viridiplantae; Streptophyta; Magnoliopsida; Poales; Poaceae. The coding region runs from base 277 to 948 and encodes 223 amino acids. The record is from RefSeq and is a predicted model, not a curated record. Gene Ontology annotation, biological process: cell redox homeostasis.
AUAAAAAAAAUUACGGUUUAUAAGACAAGUAAACAAGCUCGUGCUAUACAAUCCAAGAGAGUACAAGUGUGGCCACUUCAACUCCCAGGAUUUGAAAGACGCGGGCUAGAAAACCAUGGAAGCCCAGUCCAAUGAACAUUUACGUCUGGUGGGCUUUGUCAUCGUCACUGACAGACGGCCCAACACUUACCACUUAUCGUCCCUUCUGCCGCAACAAAGUCUCUCUCACAUCUGCCCCUCCGCCGCCGCCCCCUCGCCGGCGACGACCCACCGGAGAUGGGCGCCGCCAGGACCGGGAAGCCUCCUCCCCUCGUCUGCUUCAAAUGGCCAUGGAGCCCCAACCCUGACCCUACCCCAUCGCCGAGUCCCAGCCCCAGCCCCUGCGGCGACCUCGAGCUCCCCUGGCUCUUCAAGUCCAUCCGCAACCUCGCGCAGGGCCUCCUCAUCGCGGGCGACCUCCCUCCCUCCCCCGCCUCUUCUGCUGCCGGCGGAAGAGGAUUAUGGGGCCGUCAGAGGCGCAGCACGGGUGCCGCCGCGGUGGUGGUGGUGGAGGCGGACCGCGGGGACGCGGAGCAGCGGGCCCUGGCGGCGGCGCUCGCGACCGGGAGCCCCGCCACCGUGCUGGAGUUCUACUCCCCGCGCUGCCGCCUGUGCGCCUCGCUGCAGGGCCUCGUUCGCGAGAUCGAGGACGGUGCCGGUGGUUCCGCUAGCUUCGUGCUCGCCGACGCCGAGGACGACCGGUGGCUCCCUGAGCUUCUGCAUUAUGAUAUCAGAUACGUCCCUUGCUUUGUGCUCCUGGACAAGCACGGCAGAGCUCUAGCGAAGACCGGAGUACCAACCAGCCGGCAGCACGUUAUCGCCGGUCUCCAUCAUCUCCUGAAGAUGCAGCAGCCAUCCGGACGGGAAGUAAACCAGAGUGCGCCUCCGUCACGAAGCCCAGAUGCCUGAGCAAGAUCUGUAAUGGCAAAGAAAAAAUUUCGGAAUGUGCAUUUUGUUGUGCAAGCAUGAAAAUGGGCAACAUUCAUACGUCAAUUCUUUAUUAGCUGAUUAGUGGUACAGAUUGUAGUUGGUGCAAAAGCAGUUGUUCUUUUUUGGGUUGAGUUUAGCGACCAUAGCUUGAUGAUAUCCGCCUUAAAA